GCUUUACAAAAGACACAGAGCUAAAUAAACAUAAGGACAUCCAAAAAGCAGUUCAAGAAGCCCUCUCAGGCAAACUUCUACAACUACCUAGUUACCUAGACGAUAUUUCUGAAAACAUACAACAAAUGUUAUCUUUCACCUUACCUAUAAGAAACAAAGCUCAUACUAAAGCUGUAGUCACAGCACUUCAUCGCAUUUACCAAUUUGAUCAGCUACCUGAGGAAUACUUCGCAAACCUAAACCCUCUUCCAAAAAACCUAGCCAACCUUCACCCUGCACCAACAAUACCAAACGAGUUAGAUAAGAUCCUUAACUACUUAAAAAAUAAUGACAUCGACACAACACAACUAACUCUUCCAAUCACAGACCAAAAGGCUGCCUCUGAAACCCUCAAAAUAUUACAUCAACACUUCAUAGUCAAAACUAUACCCAACUCAAUCUUAGCACUCCCACCCCUCCCAGAACCUACCUGGGGAAUCUUUUCUCAAUAA
Molecule: messenger RNA, 491 nt
Organism: Ambispora leptoticha
Lineage: Eukaryota; Fungi; Glomeromycota; Glomeromycetes; Archaeosporales; Ambisporaceae
Source: the annotation of a GenBank genome assembly